AACAUACAGUGAGUAUUUUUAUGUAGAUUAUACUUUGCUUACAUUUACCGCUCUUGAAUAGCUUUCAAUCCGUGCUGGACGGGAAUUGAUGAAUUUCCAUGCCGGAUAGGGCAACCAUGUUUUGAAAAUCACCUGGGUGUUCGAAACAAGUUAAUGGUUUGCUCAAGUUAAUAGCAGAACGGUGGAACUGUCUCCAUAUACGCGAGAGCGCCAUCGAAAGGCGUCAAGAUCAGCCAAUUUUCGAUCAACCACGUUCUCCAUUCGUGCAAAAUGUCACCACAACGACUGUUCUUUGGGCUGUUAGUAUACGCGAUUACCGCCUCAAGCUUAGCGCAAGAGAAAAAGGAUUGGAAAUGCGAGAAGAUUUCUAUUGAUUUGUGUAGAAGCGUUGGCUACAACGUGACAAGAAUGCCAAACCUUAUCGGCCAUGAGACCCAGAAGGAAGCUGAAUCGCAGCUCAAGCAAUUCCUACCUCUUAUUCAAUACGGCUGUGCAAGGGAACAACUGGUUUUCUUCUUAUGCUCUGCAUACGCUCCUAUGUGUACGGAUAAGGUUGAUGUAGUUAUCACAUCUUGCAGGCCGCUUUGUGAGUAUGUACGCAAAUCGUGUCUACCCGUGUUGACCGAGUUUGGUAUUCCGUGGCCGAAUCCUUUGAACUGUACACGGUUCCUCGUCAGAAAUAACGAGCGAAAUAUGUGUAUGCCCGGACCGAAUUUUACAGAAUCGCCUGAGAAACCUAGACCAGACUUUAAACCAAUUAAUGAUACUACGGAAAAGCCUCCAUCUACGGGGUCAGAACAAUGCCGGAGAUUUAAAAACAGCAAGAAUUAUUUCUACGUUCAAAGCACCGAGUCUUGCGCUGUUCGAUGUAACGAAGAUGGCAUCUUUAAGACCUCCGAUAAGGAAACUAUGGAUAUUUGGAUCACUAUUUGGUCUAUUUUCUGUUUUAUUUCCACGACUAUUACUCUCACAACGUUCCUGAUUGAAACUGGUCGAUUCAAAUAUCCCGAGCGGUCGAUAAUUUGGUUAGCACUGUGUUAUAACUUCUAUUCGCUCUCGUAUAUUAUACGCCUGGGCGCAGGGCGACAAGCCAUCUCAUGCGACACGGACCCAACUACACACGUAAAAUUUCACAUUCAAGACGGCUUAAGGAAUACGGGUUGCGCUAUUGUAUUUCUGAUCCAGUACUUCUUUUGCAUGGCAGCGACGAUUUGGUGGGUUGUACUCGCAUUGACCUGGUUUCUUGCGGCUGGUAUGAAGUGGGGAUGCGAGGCUAUAGGCUCUUACGCUAAACUUUUUCACAUAAUCGCUUGGAUUUUGCCUUGCAUUAAGACUAUAUUUAUUCUCAUAACAAGAAAAGUAGACGGAGACGAGCUAACCGGAUUGUGUUUUGUAGGGAACCAAGACUUAAUAGCUCUUGCUGCGUUUGUUCUUGGGCCUCAGUUUACAUAUCUUAUUAUCGGGACGUUGUUCUUAAUCGCCGGCUUUGUUGCGUUGUUCCGCAUUAGAACAACCGUGCAACGCGGUGGACAAGCAAAGACCGACAAACUUGAGCGAUUAAUCGUUCGUAUCGGUAUAUUCUCCGUUCUCUCUACUGUCCCGGCGACUGCUGUUAUUGCAUGUUAUUUUUACGAAUAUGCAAACAAAGAAUACUGGUAUUACGGUCAGCGAGACGGAGCGGUAGCCGAACCAAACUUUAGUAUAUUCAUGUUAAAAGUGUUCAUGUCUUUAUUCACCGGUGUUAUAACAGGUAUGUGGAUAUGGUCCCACAAAACUAUGAACACGUGGAGAGCGUUCUAUUACAAGGUUUCCGGGAAACGUCCACCUAGGAAACUGGAAAGAAACGGUAAUGGCAAUACGAAUGAAACCACAGUUUGAAACACGAUAAAGGACUUUGUAUUACAUGCUGUGUUUAAACGGCGAGCUGGAAUAUAACGUCUUUGUUUAUGUUAUCGAGUCUAGUUGAACAAGGUAUAUAAGGAUGAAGUAUACGAGAUAUUAUAACUGUAUUGAGCAUUGGUCUUGUAUUAUAUAAAACAGACAUGCAAGGCUCGCGACGGCCAGGUGUAUUCUAGAUAAUAGAUCAUCAGAUAUUUUGAUCUGUGAAAAAAAGUUAACAAAAAAUAUAUGACUAACAAAAAAAUAAGAGUUGUACAAAGACAUUGCAGCCACCUUAUGAAAGAAUAACUGUUAAACUGGAAAAAUAUCAGCAUUUUUUUUUUCGUAUUUUUCUUUUCUUUUUUGUGCGAUAUCUUGACGCCGAAUUAGGUAUAAUUUCGGUAAAUCAGAAACUACGGCUUUAUUGUUAGUUGUGUGUUCGUUGAACCAUUCAGCACCGCUUGUUCAUUAACGCACAAAGAAGCCGUAUGUUCUCGAGUAGUCAUCUCGAGGGGAAAUGUCAUUCUAUACUGAAUGACAGACUACACUAAUUAGCGCAAAAUUUCAAGUACCUCACUUCAAUUCCCGAUAUAUGUCCAACCUUUUACCUGUAAAAGGUCUUUUAGCUUUGAUUUUAAUCAAUUAUAAAGCUUCAAUGAUUCUUUACAAGGUAAAAUGGGGUAUUGUUAUUCAGUCCCUGAUUAAAUAAAUAUUGAUAAAUGUCAAA
This is a messenger RNA of Nematostella vectensis (starlet sea anemone), 2605 nucleotides long. RefSeq names its product frizzled-4. The transcript has a single exon. Gene Ontology annotation, molecular function: Wnt receptor activity; Wnt-protein binding. Bases 271 to 1878 code for a protein of 535 amino acids. Gene Ontology annotation, cellular component: plasma membrane. The record is from RefSeq and is a predicted model, not a curated record. NCBI's taxonomy places the organism in Eukaryota, Metazoa, Cnidaria, Anthozoa, Actiniaria, Edwardsiidae. Gene Ontology annotation, biological process: canonical Wnt signaling pathway; non-canonical Wnt signaling pathway.